CCAUGGAACUUAUCGAUAAGUCCGUUAAGCGUAAAUAAAAACAAAUUGUUUUUAUAUCAAAUUAAAAAUUAAGUUAGUUUAAAGCUUAAUAGUAAAUUUUUUAAGACGUAUUCUUUCUUUCUCGCAACUUUGGAAACCCUGGAAACAUGGAACUGCUGCAAGAUUCCGAUUGCUGUGGCAAUGGCUGUACCAACUGCAUCCUGGACAACAAGCCCCGGCCAAGCAACCGCGUCCUCCUGGCCGGCAAACGCAACGUGAUACUCAGCUACACGAAAUUCCGCCUGUUGCGGCGGGAAUCACUGGAAUCUGGUUCCGAUGAACAAGUGCUUCUCCUGCACUUUGUACAUGUAGCCGAGGAAGAAGAGCAAAAUCCUGACAAAGAGGAUUUUGUUCUGGACAUUCCGCCCGGACAUCAUGUUAUGCUGCGUGUGGGAUCCCUGUUGCGUCCCUAUUCACCCUAUUGGAGCGACUUUCUGGCCAAAGAGUUCCGGAUUCUGGUGAAACUCCAGCCAGAUGGUCCCAUGUCCCGGCACUUGGCUGACGUGCGGCCCGGCGAUCUGCUUGAGUUCCGGGGACCAAUCGGAAAUUACGUGCACGAUCCCCAGAAGGAAAAAUGCAUCUAUAUUAUUGCCCAGGGAGUUGCCAUUGCACCCACUUUGCCGCUGGUUCGUCAAGUGCUGGAAAACGAGGAAGACAUGAGUCGAGUGUGGCAUUUGGUGUGCGCUCGUAACCUCCAGCAUGUCUACUUCCGCGAGGAGUUGCUUGAGUUCGCCCAUUUUUGGAACUACAAGAGCUGUCUUUACCUGCCCCAUCACCAGUGUGACACUGCUGCUUGCCAGGAAGAGGGGCAUUGCGACCAGGAGUGCCCUAAUUUCCAGCGCAGUCUCCGCUACAAGGAGACGGCUAAGGUAUCGCGAUUGGAUGCUUCUAGCCUAGCCAGCCACAUCAAUUCUUCUGUUCCCGGAGAAAGGAUCCUUAUCGUAGCAGGAGAUUCUGGCUUCCAAAAGACAAUGGCUCAAUUAGCUACGGAAUCCCUAGCCGUGGAUCCGGCCAACGUUUAUUUGUUGUAAAUGCCAAGGGAAAUUGUAAGUGUCUGUUUGUUAUUUGUAAUAUUUAGAGAAUUAAUAACAUUCUAAGAUCCACUUUUAUAUUACUAAGUUUAGUUAGUAUUUGGCAAUGGUAAUUUAGUAUAAAACAAAGGUGUAUUUGUUAUAAAUUCAAUGACCAUUUUGAUAGAGUUUAAAGGAAAUUUUUGAAAUGGCUUUCUUUAAACUAACCAAAGAUUUUCUUUAACACUUUUUUAAACUUUAUAGGAAAACCAAAUAUAACUCAUAAUAGCUAGUUAAUACCUUUGUAAUACUAUUUUCCUUGUGGAUGACAUUUUAUUAAAAAAAAAAAAAUUUAUAUGUAUAUAUAAAAGAUCGUAAAUAUAUCUUUGCGUAAUACGUUUUGAAUAA
This is a messenger RNA of Drosophila eugracilis, 1457 nucleotides long. RefSeq names its product NADH-cytochrome b5 reductase-like. The record is from RefSeq and is a predicted model, not a curated record. The transcript has 2 exons. Gene Ontology annotation, molecular function: oxidoreductase activity. Lineage: Eukaryota; Metazoa; Arthropoda; Insecta; Diptera; Drosophilidae. Bases 147 to 1070 code for a protein of 307 amino acids.